AUAUGUAAUUGUUUAAUUGUGGUGUCGCAUAAUAUUCUCUACUGUAAAUAUGCACACAAUGUAAUAUUUGUUAUAAAUGAAUGUUAUUAAUGGGAUGUGUUCAUGUCUUUGUUCCUCAGAUGUGUGUUUUGUGAAGACGAAGUGGCCACAGAGACGUUCUUUCCAUGUAAACAUCUUUCGCUGUGUAAGAAAUGCUGUCUCCCAAAGAUACCUAAACGAUGCCUCAAGUGUGGACAGAAUAUAACGAGCAAAAAUAGUUUGGGGAGUCCACAGCUGAAGGAGAAGGAUCUUCUGAGAGUGGCUAAGAGGUUAGGAAGAGAUUGGUGGCAAGUAGCAAUUUUUUUAGGAGUUGAUACAACUAAACUGAAAAUUGAUGAUGAGUCUAUUGACGCUGUAAAACAAGGCUACCUGAUGCUUUACGAAUGGUUCAGGAAUUGCGACCCAGAAACACGGACACACGCAACAUUACGUGCAGCUCUUGAAGAAGCUGAAUGUGUCGCUGCGAUGGAAUGUCUGUCAUUAGACGCAAAGUGAAUUUCUGUGUAACUGUUGUUGUUUAGCCUCAGAUUAACCUCGACCAAACAGAGACUUAUGAUCAAACGCAUUCCAGCCAGGACCAUCAUGCCUAUUUCCAAAGAGAACCCACAACCACAUUGUCCAAUAUGCCCUUCUGUACAGUGGUAUCGUGUGAAUUUAGCUACUAAUUCUAGCAGGUAUAUCAACCACAUAGUGAUCCCUUCACUGGUUUGGCUCCUUUGUUAAAAAUUCACAUUUAAAAUAAAGACAAACUUUGAAAUGUC
This is a messenger RNA of Octopus sinensis (East Asian common octopus), 800 nucleotides long. RefSeq lists its product as uncharacterized. The record is from RefSeq and is a predicted model, not a curated record. NCBI's taxonomy places the organism in Eukaryota, Metazoa, Mollusca, Cephalopoda, Octopoda, Octopodidae. The coding region runs from base 103 to 534 and encodes 143 amino acids. The transcript has 3 exons.